AUACAGAUAGUUGAACCCAAAUGCUGAUCUUCCAGCAAAAGAGGAAUCUACGUCUUCAGUACUUCUCCAUCUGAGUGCAGAAACUCAGCUUCUUCUAAAGGAGAUACUAUCUGUGAAACAGAUGCAAAAGAAAUGUGAAGCACUAGAGGAGGAGAAGAAGAAGUUGGAGGAAGAAGCAGUAAGCCUCAGACAUCACCUCGAAGUGAAUACAGUGGGACACAGUCAAGUGGAGCAGGACAAACGGGAGACUGAAGAACAAGCAAGACGGGAUGUAGUAAAAACAGUGAAAAAAUUGAGGCGAGCUAUACAGUACAGACGGGAAACUGAAGAGCAAGGAAGACAGGCUGUAUUAGAAAAACUGAAAGAAAUCAGCCAGUUUCUCCAGGCACAAGCAGCACUUCAAGAAAACGUGUUAAGAGAGUGCAGACCUGCUUCAGUCAGUCAAACGGAACAGAGAGUUAAAGAUCUGGAACCUGAACUAAAAAAUGAUUCUAAUGAAAACAGAUUGGAAAAGUACAAACAACUGUAUCUUGAAGAGCUAGAACAUAGAAAGUCUUUGGCAAGUCAGCUAACCUCGGCUAAUGAGAGGCUGGCCGAGGUGCGCACUAAGCUUCAGCUGGAGAGACAGCGCAAGAGCUCUUCCUCCGGCCUUGUUCCUACAAGGCCUGUUGGCGAACCGCCUUCUGCUGCUGGUACUAGCGUGGAGGCCAAAAGCAGUCCUACUCGAAGAAGGCGCUUCAGGACUUCUUCAGAACCUUCGACUAACUUGAGCGAUCCCUUGUUCCGGGCAUACCGAGGUGGCAACGAUAGGGAGUCUUUAAAUUACAAGUAGUUUUCAUUGUGUAUCGUU
Messenger RNA from Vicugna pacos (alpaca), 850 nucleotides. Lineage: Eukaryota; Metazoa; Chordata; Mammalia; Artiodactyla; Camelidae. The record is from RefSeq and is a predicted model, not a curated record.